Molecule: messenger RNA, 3006 nt
Organism: Leptopilina boulardi
Lineage: Eukaryota; Metazoa; Arthropoda; Insecta; Hymenoptera; Figitidae
Exons: 5
Coding region: 89-2245 (718 amino acids)
Source: RefSeq, a predicted model, not a curated record
UCUGAGCUUCAGUCUCUUUUGUAUCUUCGAUAAAACAAAUACUCAUUAAUAAAAAAAAAAAAAAAAAUCAAAAUUUUUAGUGUUAACCAUGGUAUCUGUUAAGUGGUUAGUGCUUGUGUUCACCCUUCUAGUUGUUGAUCACUCUUAUGCUCAUGGUAUUUUGGGCGAUAUUAUAAAUUCACAUCGAGAGCGUGCAAGAGAAAAGCUUGCAAGUUUGGAUCAUUUUGGAUUAUUCGGUGGAACAGGAAAACAUAAUGAUGCCGCCGCGAGUGCAUCAUCUGAAUCAAAGAGUUUAGGAACAUCCUUUAAUCUUGGACCAAUUGGAUUUAGUACAUCGUUAACAUCAUCAUCAGCAAAAGCACAAGCUGGAGCUGGUGGAGGAUCGGCCACAGCGAAUGCAAAUUCCAAUGCUCAAACUGGAGGACACGGUGGUUCCGGAGGUUACGCCGAUGGUAAUUCCAAUGCUCAAGCUUCUGCCAAUGCCAAUGCUGCAGCUCAAGGAUAUAAUAAACCAGGGGGUUAUAAUUCCGAAAACGGAGGGUUGAUAGUUCAACAAUUACCAAAUCCAAAUUAUGCAGGAUCCUCAAAUGCAAAUGCUAAUGCUGAUGCAAUCGCAAAUACACAUGGAAAUUACAAUACAAAACCUGUAGGGCAUCAUAAUUCUGAAAAUGGAGGUUUAAUUGUUCAACAAUUACCAAAUUCUAAUGCUAAUGCUGAUGCAAAUGCAAAUACACAUGGAAAUUAUAAUACAAAACCUGUAGGGCAUCAUAAUUCUGGAAAUGGAGGUUUAAUUGUUCAGCAAUUACCAAAUACAAAUAAUUAUGGAGGAUCUGCAAAUGCAGAUGCCAAUGCAAAUGCCAAUGGAAAUUAUAAUACAAAACCUGGAGGUUAUCAUAAUUCUGGAAAUGGAGGAUUAAUUGUCCAACAGUUACCAAAUACAAAUACAAAUGCUAAUUCAUUUAAUAAAAACACUGGUGGAAAUUAUCCAGUGAAUAAAGGUCCAGACGAUACGAUUCUCGUAGUCGUGGAAGAGGUUCCUCAUGGACCAAAUAGACAACAAACUAAUAAUAACCAAGCACAAUUUUUUCCACAUUCUCAACAAAAACCGUCUCAACCUAUUAUUGUUGUUAUUGAAGAAAAACCAACCAAACACCAAGGUGGGUAUGGUCAUGGUGGAUAUGGACAUGGUGGAGGUUACGGACACGGUCAUGGAGGAUACGGUCAUGGAUAUGGAAACAAUGGUGGAUACGGUUUCCAAACUGGUGGACAUGGUGGUUCAAAUACCAAUGGGAAUUACUAUAAUCAAGGUGGAUUACCAGGUGGAGUUUAUCAACAACCAGGAUAUCAAUUAGUUGGUCCACUUCAAGUAUCCGGCGGUGGUUCUUCAAAUGCACAUGCUAAUGCCAAUGCAGGUGCUUCAAAUGUUGGUCAAGGGUACUAUGGUAAUUAUGGACCACAAAAUUAUGGUCCUCAAAGUGGAUGGUAUGGUGGAUCGAAUUCGAAUUCUAAAGCUGAUGCCAAUGCUCAUGCACAAGGAGGUGGCAAUCAACCAUCAGGAUAUUAUCAACCAGGUGCACCGAUCCAAGUUUAUGGUGGUGGUUCUUCUAAUGCUAAAGCUAAUGCCAAUGCUCAGGCUCAAGGAGGUAGUAAUCAACCAUCAGGAUAUUAUCAACCAGGUGCACCGAUCCAAGUUUAUGGUGGUGGUUCUUCUAAUGCUAAAGCUAAUGCCAAUGCUCAGGCUCAAGGAGGUGGUAAUCAACCAUCAGGAUAUUAUCAACCAGGUGCACCGAUCCAAGUUUAUGGUGGUGGUUCUUCUAAUGCUAAUGCCAAUGCUCAAGCACAAGGAGGUGCGAAUCAACCGUCAGCUUAUUAUCAACCAGGUUCUCCUAUUCAAGUUUUUGGAGGUGGUUCCUCGAAUGCUAAAGCUGAUGCUAAUGCCAAUGCUGGUGGAUAUGGUGGAAACGGAGGAUCUAAUGCAAAUUCCAACACUAAUGCCAAUGCUGGUGGUUACGGUUUCCAUAAUAACGAAAUUCCUUCAUAUCAAGGUGGCGGUCAAUCAUCAGCAAAUGCAAAUGCAAAUGCCUCAGGUUCAUCUUACGGUUUUGGAAAUGGAAAUGCAAAUGCAAAAGCUGAUGCUUCAAGCAAUGCUAAUUCUGGAGGUUUCGGUGGUAAUAUUGGAUCAAAAAGUUCCGCUUCAGCAUCGGCUACAAUUGAUACAAGAGAUGGAUUAAUUUUCGCUGACUGAUUUUUUAAAUAUUUAUUGUGAUUUAUACCAUAUAUACAGAUUCAUAAAGUACUGAGAUGUGAGAGAAAAAGCUUAAUGUUGAAAGAGAUUUUGUGAUUUCUUCUAAAUGCCAUUUGCCGUUUUUUUUUUUUGAUCUGAUCGAUCUUCAUACCUAUUUUGCCAGACAUUUUUUUACUUAUUAAAAAUAGGGAAAUGAAACCGAUUAAUUCAUUUUGCUAACAAUAAUCUUUAGGCAGAAGAUAAUAGACAUUAUUAAUAUUUUAGGAUAUAAACUAUAGUGAAAAUGAAAAAACAGAAGUUAUGUAAGAGUCAAUAAUGUAUGUUUGAUGUAGUGUAUUUAUGUACAUAUAUAUUUUGUUGUUAUAAAGAAAUUUUUAGUCUUGUAAAUAGAAACAAGUAGAGUGUGUUUCUUUAUGAUAAUCAUUUACUAUAUAUUUCUCAAUAAACUUCUGUUAGAAAAUUUUUUUACUGUCACGUGUUAGUGAGAAAAAAAUAACAACUCGAGUCAAUAUUUUUCUAUAGCACUUGUUUUUUUUUCAUAUAAUUAAUUUAUUUAUAUACAUAGGAAUGUUAUGCGCAAUAUUUUUUUUUUUUUUAAUAAUUAUUACUGCAUCAUUUACAAUAUUACUUUUCCGGAAUUUCCGUCUAAAUAUCAUUGUGAUUUUUUUUUUAUUUAUCUGUGCUUCAUCGUGCAAUAUAUUUUUGUUACGUAAUCACUCACACUUGUAUCAUUGUCUUAGCAGUAAAUAAAUUUUCAUAAU